This is a messenger RNA of Phaeoacremonium minimum UCRPA7, 771 nucleotides long. RefSeq names its product putative secreted protein. NCBI's taxonomy places the organism in Eukaryota, Fungi, Ascomycota, Sordariomycetes, Togniniales, Togniniaceae. The coding region runs from base 1 to 771 and encodes 256 amino acids. The record is from RefSeq and is a predicted model, not a curated record. The transcript has a single exon.
AUGGCCUCGGUUUUCCGUAAGCUCUUCCGCCGGAAGAAGCAGCCACCUCUGGUGUGCGCAGUCCAGCUCGACAUGGACAAUGAUCACACUCAUCAGCAUACAGCGGCGUGCUUCAUCGACAUUGAACCACUAGCCGUCGUCGAGCUCUUCCAAUCCCAGGGCUGCCAGUCCUGUCCUCCCGCGAUCCCCGGCAUCCUCGAAGGCGCGAACAAUCACAAUCUUCAGCUACUUUCCUACAACGUCACUCUGUUUGACCAUCUUGGAUGGAAGGACACUUUCGCCAAUACCCAAUGGGAUGCUCGCCAGCGUGCCUAUGUUAGAAAAUGGGCACGCAACAGCCUCUUCACGCCUAUGGUGGUGGUCAAUGGAAUCGCCGAUGGCAGUGGUGCUGGCGGGAAGGACGAGGUCGCUGAUAUCGUUUCGCGAGCACGUGGGCUGGGACACGCAUUAGACUGGCACAUCUACGUUGAUGCCAACGACACUGAUGUGAGGAUCGACUCGGAUAAGCAAGAAAUCGAGCCUCAUGACAUUCUCGUGGUCGUCUUCGAUGCUAAAAGCGAGAAUAUCAAAAUCAAGAACGGCCCAAACAAGGGGAAGAAGGUUGAGCAUAAAAACAUUGUCAAGGAAAUCAUCAAGAUCGGUGAAUGGACCGGAGGAAACGUGGUUGUGCCCUUGCCUGUGGCUCGAAGCGCCAUGGAGCCAGGGCUUGGUGCGGUUGUGAUGGUGCAAGCACCAUUAGGAGGCCCUAUUGUGGGUGCUCAGAGGUUGUGA